This is a messenger RNA of Cercopithifilaria johnstoni, 1002 nucleotides long. Lineage: Eukaryota; Metazoa; Nematoda; Chromadorea; Rhabditida; Onchocercidae. The record is from the annotation of a GenBank genome assembly.
AUGGUUGAUAUAAUGGCAACACAUUCCGAAGAGAUCAAUGAUACCUUGUUGAAAAGUCAUGACUUGUCGCCAAUCACAGAGCAACCAAAUUAUGAAAUUGUGUCAGUUAACGAAGAAUGCACUGUUAGAUUUGCAUGUGAAUGGACUAACAAUCGAAUUGCACACAUUCUACUCUUACUAAUUAAUGAUACUCCAAGUUUGAUUGAAUGGAAAUUGCAUUGCACGACAGCAGCAAUUAUAGCAUUUCCAUCUGGCAAUGGACAAAUUUCUUCUUAUUGCGAAGAGAAAUGCAUGUUAUCGUGGAUUUGUCCGAAUUACAUUGAAACAUGGCAACAAAUGGAACCCGCCGAAUUACUCUUUUCUCUUAAACUUUUCGCAAAUAAUGAUAAUUUCAUCGGAUCAGCUCAUAUCAAACUUCUAGCACAGUUAGAUAGAAAUGAAUUUUGCACAGCGGAAAAUCCACCGAUACACAAUUUAAUAUUCGGUUCUAAUGAAGCAACAUUAAAUCGCAUAGAAUCACAACUAUCUCUACCAACAGCGCUUGAAGUCACUGAAAUAAUUUCACCUGUGAUCAAUUUUGCAUUAAAUCGUUUUCACGAAAAUAUUGCAUGCGUUCAAAUCAAAUUUGUCAAUAAUAGCAAACGACAGAUUGUUUGGAAAUUAAAGACAAAUAACAAAUGUAUUACGGCCUUACCUAGCGGAAAUGGCCUUGUGCCAGCGCUUAAAAAUGUCAAGUGUAUCCUUUCAUGGCAACUUCCAAAACAUUGUCAAAGUUGGGAUAAAGUUAAAUCUGCUAAAUUGCUCAUAUCCAUUCGAAUCUAUACAGAAACAGGGAAAUUGCUUGCUGAAGAUAUUGCUAAAUAUAUCGUGAAACCAAAUGUGAGCCAUAUCUGUACAUUGGAUAAUAUCCCGACUCAUCAGAUUGUCCUCAUAUCGUCGAACGUAUCUCGUUCAUGUGACGUGAAGUCAAAGGUUCGAACGUUAACAUCGACAGAGAAGUGA